This is a messenger RNA of Drosophila ananassae, 1266 nucleotides long. Its product is annotated as probable enoyl-CoA hydratase. Bases 156 to 1136 code for a protein of 326 amino acids. The transcript is spliced from 2 exons. The record is from RefSeq and is a predicted model, not a curated record. Lineage: Eukaryota; Metazoa; Arthropoda; Insecta; Diptera; Drosophilidae.
AAUGAAAUUUACAAAAAAAAUAUAUAAAUAAAUACAUUAUUUUUAAAUAGGGCACUUUCAAUCCGAAACUUUUAACUGAUAGUCUAUGUUGUGGACCCCCCUAAAGAGUUCCAGAGGGCGCCUCUGCUGCCGUUGUUGUUGUCUUGGGCGGCGAAAUGAGCAGAUUUGUUUGUAAACUUUUACAGAGUGUAACCCAAAUAAAACCGGGACAAAGAUCCAUUUGUUUAACUACAGUAAGAUGUGCAGAGAGUGGAACCACGGGUGAGGCUCCAACCCGAUCGGUGAUUGUGGAAAAGGACUCGCAUAUCACACUUAUUGGACUGAAUCGGGAGCAAAAACGCAACUCCAUCGAUGCCCAAACGGCGGAGCAACUAACUGACGCCAUCAUCCAAUUCGAGGCAGACGAUACUUCUCCAGUGGGUGUUCUAUAUGGCAUUGGAGGCUCCUUCUGCGCUGGCUAUGAUCUGGAAGAGCUCGAGGCGGAGGCGCAACGCGGCAGUCUCAAUUUUCUGUUGCGUCACGAGGGCUCCAUAGGUCCCACCAGGCGGCAUCUGCGGAAACCUAUUGUCUGCGGAAUUAGCGGAUUCUGCGUGGCUGGCGGGCUGGAACUGGCCCUUCUGUGUGACCUACGUGUGAUGGAGGAUACGGCGGUCUUGGGAUUCUUCAAUCGCCGGCUCGGGGUUCCAUUGAGCGACGGUGGAUCGGUGCGUCUCGCCGCUGCAGUCGGUUACUCCAACGCAUUGGACAUUAUAGAGACAGGGAGACGUGUCUACGCCAGGGAGGCGAUGAGAAUGGGACUGAUAAACCGUAUCGUUGCCACCGGCACUGCCUUGGGGCAGGCCGUGAACCUUGCCUUCUCCAUCGCCAAAUUUCCAAUCGGGUCCCUGAUGCACGACCGGAAUGCUGUACUGGAAAAUGCCAACGCCUACAACAGACCCGGAUUCCGUGCUGGAACAUACAACGAGAUAAUGAAUGUCACUUCUGAGAUGAUCAGCGAAAUGCAAGAAGGGGUGAAGCGAUUCAAGAACUCGGAGGUCAAAGGCCCCAAAACCGACUCCUGGCACAUCAAGGAGAAAACCAUUCCAGAUUGGGAAAAGGAAGAAAUCGAAAUAGAAAAAACACUGCAAAAAACGUGACCAAAUCCACAGUAAAAUUACCCCGUUUAUCUCAAGAUUAGUGCAAUUAUUUUGUUGUUAUUUAUAAAACGAAAGCCUUUAUUCACGUAAAAUACAUUUAUUUAAUGAUUUAUGUAGUUGUCCGCCUAAA